This is a messenger RNA of Capsella rubella, 1806 nucleotides long. RefSeq names its product cyclic dof factor 2. Bases 177 to 1529 code for a protein of 450 amino acids. Lineage: Eukaryota; Viridiplantae; Streptophyta; Magnoliopsida; Brassicales; Brassicaceae. Gene Ontology annotation, molecular function: DNA binding; DNA-binding transcription factor activity. Gene Ontology annotation, biological process: regulation of DNA-templated transcription. The transcript has 2 exons. The record is from RefSeq and is a predicted model, not a curated record.
CCAAACAAAAAAAACUUCAGACAACCACCGAAACACAAGACAGUCGUUUCUCUCUCUCUUCUCUCUUUUCACAAAAUAAAAAUUGUAACUUUUCUUUCUCUGUCUUCUCAAAAAGUUUCCGCUUUUUUCUCGCUGGAGAAGAAGAAGAAGAAGAAGUGAAAAAGGAAUCAUUCAAUAUGGCUGAUCCGGCGAUUAAGUUGUUUGGAAAGACGAUUCCUUUACCUGAGCUUGGUGGUGUUGUUGUUGAUUCUUCUUGUUCUUCUAGCUUUACCGGUGUUUUAUUAACAACCGAGGAUCAAGAUCAGAAUCCUCUCCGGUUAUCAGAUUCGUGUACCGGUGCUGAUGAAGAUGAUGAUGAUGAAGAUAUGGGUGGAGGGGGAGAGAGCGAGAGUGAUAAAAAGGAAGAAAAAGAUAAUGAGUGUAAGGAAGGGUCAUUGAAGCAGGAAUCUAAUGAUGUUACUACGACAUCGGGUAUAACUGACAAAACGGAAACAACAAAGGCUGCGAAGAAGACGAAUGAAGAGUCGUCGGGUGGUACUGCUUGCUCUCAAGAGGCCAAGUUAAAGAAACCUGAUAAGAUUCUGCCGUGUCCGCGGUGUAACAGUAUGGAAACCAAGUUCUGUUACUACAAUAACUACAAUGUUAACCAACCUCGCCAUUUCUGCAAGAAAUGCCAGAGAUAUUGGACUGCUGGUGGAACGAUGAGGAAUGUUCCCGUUGGUGCGGGGAGACGCAAGAACAAGAGUCCGGCUUCUCAUUAUAACCGUCAUGUGAGCAUAACAUCUGGGGAAGGUAUGCAGAAGGCGGUGAGAAGUGAUCUUCAACAUCCUAAUGGUGCGAACCUCCUCACUUUUGGCUCUGAUUCAGUUCUCUGUGAAUCUAUGGCUUCUGGAUUGAAUCUUGCUGAGAAGUCAAUGCUGAAAACACAAACUGUAUUACAAGAACCGAAUGAAGGUUUGAAGAUUACUGUUCCUUUAAACCCGUCGAAUGAAGAGGCUGGAACAGUCAUCAGCCCAUUGCCAAAAGUUCCAUGCUUUCCUGGACCACCAACUUGGCCUUAUGCGUGGAACGGGGUUUCAUGGACUGUUCUACCGUUCUACCCUCCACCUGCUUACUGGAGCUGCCCGGGAGUUUCACCAGGGGCAUGGAACAACUUCACCUGGAUGCCGCAACCCAAUUCACCAUCUAGUUCCGGUCCAAAUUCUCCAACACUAGGUAAACAUUCACGUGACGAGAGUGCAGCUGAACCAGGAACCGCUUUUGAAGAAACCGAGUCACUUGGUAGAGAGAAAAGCAAACCCGAGAGAUGCUUGUGGGUUCCCAAGACACUGAGAGUCGACGAUCCAGAGGAAGCUGCUAAGAGUUCAAUAUGGGAAACACUAGGGAUCAAGAAAGAUGAAAACGCAGACACUUUCGGAGCUUUCAGAUCAUCAACCAAAGAAAAAAGCAGUCUUCCGGGAAGAAGACCGGAGUUGCAGGCGAAUCCUGCUGCUCUUUCUAGGUCAACAAACUUCCAUGAGACCUCAUAAAGAAGAGAAAACAAAACCUAUGAAAGCUGAUUUGAUUGUUUUGGGGUUCAAUCUUGUGUUCCAAGAAAACAGGUGAGUCCAUUUGUACAUAUAGCUCUAUAUAUAAAUAUAUAUACACAGUGUAUGUGUAUAUAUAUAGUGGUUGACAUAGCUGAGGGAGAAGUAGUGUUCCCUUUUUUGGGUUGCAGAGUGAAAAAAGUUUGUUGUAUCAUAUAUGGAAAACCCCAAAAUCUGUAGUUAAAUAAAUCUUGCAAGAAAUUUACUUAUUUUCCGAUUC